AUAACAAAAACAACAACAACAAUAAUAAUGAUAACAAUAAUAAAGAAAAUUAUGAUGAAAUGCGUGAAAAAAAACAAGAUCUUGAGUUUCAAUUGAUAAAAGCAUGCAUGAAUGGUGACAUCAAUGUGAUAGAUCAAUAUGUCCAGGCUGGUAAUGAUGUCAAUGAAUUUUUACACACUGGCUGGACCAUGCUUUUGUAUGCAGCAUCAUCAGUCAAGCCAAAUGUCAUAUUGGAAUUAUUAAAUUUAGGAGCUGAUCCAAAUGUUCAUAAAGAUGGAUUGACACCAUUGAUGGUUGUCUGCAGCUCAGGUCUUGGUGAUGCUGAACAUGCUCUUGAAUGCAUAACAUUGUUGAUUGAAAUGGAUGCUGAACCUAAUGCAACAAACAAAGACAGAGUAACAGCAUUGAUGUUUGCCUGUGAAUACAGAGAACCAGAAGUUGUAUCUGAACUUUUAAAACAUGUUAAAGACAUAGAGGCUAGAGAUUGUGAUGGACGAACGGCUGUUUUUUAUGCAGUUGUUGGCAACAAGGUUGAAAAUUUAAAAUUAUUAAUGAAAAAUAAUGCAUCAAUAUCAAUCACUGAUAGAAGAGAUUUAACUGUUCAAGAAAUAGCAACAACAAAAGGAUAUGAUAGUAUACUUGAGCUUCUUAGUAAUGAAGAUUGUGACAUUGAAAAUUAUUGUAUAACUGGAAAAAUAACAAGUUGGGUUGAUGCAUUUCCUUCAAUUAAAAAACUAGAUGAAAAUAUAGUUGACGAGGGUGUAUCAUCAAUUUUAAGUGGCCUUGGUUUGGAACAGUAUAGAUCAAUUUUUCUAGGAAUGGAAUUAAAUAAUUUUUUAACAUUAACUGAUGAUGAUUUAAUAAAACUUGGUAUGGAUAUAGAAUUUCAUCGUAAAGAAUUUCUUGAUGGUUUGUUAAAAUUUCAUAAAAAAAAAUGGACCAAUAAGAGUAUUGGUGUUGUUAAUAAAUCAUUGCCAUAUACAAUUUACAAUGGUGUUGCUUCACUUGGUAAUAUUGGACGUCAACUUGGAGUUAUUGGAGCUAGUUUUAAAUUUAUAAAAAAUAAUUUAUUGAGUCUCAAUGAAAAUGAGAUAACUUUGUCGGAUGUUCAGAAGAAUGAUUACAUUGAAGAACUUGCAGCAACUGAAAAAUCAUUAGUAUCAUUAAAAAAAGAUCUCAAUCAAAUGCUUCACUUUGCUAAAAAGGUUGAAAUGACAGAUCAUGUGGAUCCACCAGCAUCAUACAUUGACAGUGAAAAAAAAAAAUCAAAUUGGCCAAUUUAUGCUGGUGUUACAUUGAUGUUUGGAUUUUAUCUCUGCAAGACAAACAUCAUCAAGCAGUUAUGGAAUAAAAUUUAAUAAACAAUUCUAUAAAAAAAAAAAAAAAAGUACUCCAUGACAAUAACAAAGUAUUAAACUGCCAACUAUAAAUUACCUCAAUUAUUAAAGUUGUUAAAAAAUAAUUAUAUUAUUGCUAUUUUUAUAUGGCCAUUAACCUCAGGAAGGUAUUAAUAAUUAUAAAAAAAAUUUUCACUUGUUUGUACUCAUGUUAUAAAUUAUUCAAAUGAAAAUAAAAAAAAAUUAUAAAAAA
Aphidius gifuensis is the source of this 1590-nucleotide messenger RNA. Its product is annotated as ankyrin repeat, SAM and basic leucine zipper domain-containing protein 1-like. Gene Ontology annotation, cellular component: pi-body. Gene Ontology annotation, molecular function: protein binding. Bases 60 to 1358 code for a protein of 432 amino acids. Gene Ontology annotation, biological process: piRNA processing. The record is from RefSeq and is a predicted model, not a curated record. NCBI's taxonomy places the organism in Eukaryota, Metazoa, Arthropoda, Insecta, Hymenoptera, Braconidae. The transcript is spliced from 7 exons.